AAGCGGGUCUCUACGGGGGUAGGCGGGGCCUGCGUGUCCAUGGUAAGUCCGCGGGACAGGGGUGCGCCGUAGUGACCCACCGCCCGCCCGCGGGGCGAUGGUGGUGCCGGGCCCGGAGGCGGCGGCCUUGGGCGGGCCUGGCGGGAUGGUGGCCGACGUGGUAUUCGUCAUCGAAGGCACGGCCAACCUGGGGCCCUACUUCGAGUCGCUGCGCAAGCACUACCUGCUGCCCGCCAUCGAGUAUUUUAAUGGUGGUCCACCAGCUGAGACAGACUUUGGGGGAGAUUAUGGGGGUACCCAGUACAGCCUGGUAGUCUUCAACACUGUGGACUGUGCCCCAGAGUCAUACGUGCAGUGCCAUGCCCCAACCAGCAGCGCCUAUGAGUUCGUCACCUGGCUUGAUAGCAUCCAGUUCGUGGGCGGGGGCGGGGAGAGCUGCAGCCUCAUUGCUGAGGGCCUCAGCACCGCCCUGCAGCUCUUCGAUGACUUCAAGAAGAUGAGGGAGCAGAUAGGCCAGACCCACAAGGUUUGCAUCCUGAUCUGCAACUCGCCCCCCUACCUGCUGCCGGCUGUGGAGAGCACCACCUACUCUGGCUACACCACCGAGAACCUGGUGCAGAAGAUUGGAGAGCGUGGAAUCCACUUCUCCAUCGUUUCCCCCCGAAAGCUUCCAGCACUGCGCAUGCUUUUUGAGAAGGCCGUGCCUGCUGGCAUGAUGGAGGCCCAGCCCAAGGACUACAGCCAGGACCCCAGGCACAUGAUCCUCAUCCGUGGCAUGGCACUGCCAGUAGGUGGGAGCGCAGCCUCCAACACCAUCCAGCCCAAGCAGGUUGUUCCCCAGCCACAGCUCCCCACAGCGCCCCCCCAGCUGCCACCCGCUCCCCCACAGCCUCUGCCGUCUGCUUCGCAGUCCUACCAGGUAACCCCAACCAACUCCCUCAAUGCCGCCCAGGCUGCUGCACAGUCUGCAGUAGAGGCUGCCAAAAACCAGAAAGCUGGUAUCACACGCUUCCCCAUGCCAACGGCCUUCACCCAAGGACCUGCCCAACCCCUCCCUGCUGGCUCCGUGCCCCCCAUGGCCCCCAAGAUGCCACCAUCUUCCCAGCCCAGCCUCGUCUCCACUGUCACCUCCAGCUCCGGCCUGCUGCCCCAGCCACCUGGGCAGCCCCCUCCUCAGCCCAGCGCCCCAACUAUGCCUAGCAGUGUGGCCCCCAGUGGGGUGAGUGUGGCCCAACCAGCAGCCUCCCAGAUUGGAGCUGCCCAGCUGCCUGGGGCCCAGCAGACAGUCGCCAGCAAGGUGGUGGCCUGGAGUGGCGUUUUGGAGUGGCAGGAGAAGCCCAAGCCAGCCUCUGUGGACUCCAGCACCAAGCUGACCCGCUCACUGCCCUGCCAGGUGUUUGUCAAUCCUGGGGAGAACCUGAAAACAGACCAGUGGCCCCAGAAGCUUAUCAUGCAGCUAAUCCCACAGCAGUUGCUGACCACACUGGGGCCCCUCUUCCGAAACUCGCGCAUGGUGCAGUUCAACUUCACCAACAAGGACCUGGAGUCUCUCAAGGGGCUGUAUCGCAUCAUGGGCAAUGGCUUCGCGGGCUGCGUGCACUUCCCCCACACCACACCUUGUGAGGUGCGGGUCCUCAUGCUCCUGUACUCCUCCAAGAAGAAGAUCUUUAUGGGGCUGAUCCCAUACGACCAGAGCGGCUUUGUCAAUGGCAUCCGCCAGGUCAUCACCAAUCACAAGCAGGUUCAGCAGCAGAAGAUUGAGCAGCAGCGCAGUCAGCUGGGCAGCUCCCAGCCCCUGGGCUCAGCACCAGUGCCCAACACCCAGCCCUUCCUGCCCAAGCAGCCAGGAGCCCUGCCCGUGGCGCAGGGAGUCCAGCAGCAGAUGGCCAGCCAGCAGGUGAGCCCUGGGAUGUCCCAGGUGGGCAUCAUGGAUGAUCAGCAGCGACAACAGAGUCUGCUGCAGCUCCGGGUCCAACAGCAGACAGCAGUUACACAGCAGCCACCACAGGCCCCACCCCAGCCUCAGCCACAGCAGCAACCCACAGCCCCUGCCCCCCCCCAGCCACCCCCAGCACCUGGGGCCCCCCAAGCUGGCCCACAGCCCACACAGGGGGGGGCCUUGCUGAGACCCCAGAACCCCGGUGCCAACCCCCAGCUUCGCAGCCUCCUUCUCAGCCAGCAACCUCCCCAGACAGCUGUUCCCCAGUCCCAACAGCCCCUGCAUCACCUGCAGCAACCGGGCCAGGGCAUGCUGCCCCACCAGUCCAUGGGGCAGCCCUUGGGGCAACAGCAGCUCCAGCUGCCUGGGCAGCCUCUCAUGCAUCAGGGCCCUGGACAGCAGUGGCCAGGACAGAUGGCGCCACGGGCACCACUGCCAGGUCAGAUGCUGAUGAACCCCGGGGCCCGGGGCCCUGUUCCCCAGCCGGGGCUGCAGCAGGUCCAGGCUCCCAGUGUCAUGGAGGACGACAUCCUCAUGGACCUGAUAUGAGCAGGGUGGGAGUGGCACAGCCCUGCCCUCCCACCCUGUUCCCAUGGAGGGGUAUGACCCCCCCUCUGCUCCUCUGUACCAUAGAUUUUUUGCACUUCUCAAUAAACCACCUGUUUUUCCCAA
Alligator mississippiensis (American alligator) is the source of this 2611-nucleotide messenger RNA. It is a transcript of the gene MED25, whose product is annotated as mediator complex subunit 25. The coding region runs from base 98 to 2488 and encodes 796 amino acids. The record is from RefSeq and is a predicted model, not a curated record. Gene Ontology annotation, biological process: positive regulation of transcription by RNA polymerase II. The transcript has 19 exons. NCBI's taxonomy places the organism in Eukaryota, Metazoa, Chordata, Crocodylia, Alligatoridae. Gene Ontology annotation, cellular component: transcription regulator complex; mediator complex.